AUGGAUGCUCUGAACAAAGUGAUGGAUCGUGCGGCGGGCAGAGGUUUCUUGAGAGGAUUCUCAGCUCCGAUUGGGGUGCUCAGUGCCCGAAGAGUCUCACAUUUGCUUUUUGCGGAUGACACACUGGUUUUCUGUGAUACCAAUAUGGAUCAGUUGACCUACCUGAAGCAGGUCCUAUGCAAGGUGGGCUCCCUUCCCACUACUUACCUGGGCCUCCCUUUGGGCGCUUCAUAUAAGGAUACUACGGUUGGGAAUCCAGUGAUCGAGCGGGUUGAAAAAAGAUUAGCAGGGUGGCAGAAACGGAACUUUCUGCGGGAUGCGGCGGAUGGAACUAGAAAGUUUCAUCUAGUGAAUUGGCAGACAGUCACUUUCCCAAAGAAGUGGGGUGGACUUGGAGUGAAAGAUCUUAGGGUAUUUAACAGAGCUUUAAUGGGAAAGUGGCUGUGGAGAUUCGGGGUAAAAGAGCAUGCUCUAUGGAGUAAGGUCAUAGUAAAAAAGUACGAUUCAACGGGAGGGGGUUGGAGGACCAAGGCGAUCACAACACCUUUCGGGUGUGGCAUGUGGAGGAGCAUCAUGAAGAAUUGGGAAGCAUUCAGUGGCAACAUCACUUACAGGGUGGGAGAUGGAAGGAGAAUCAACUUUUGGAAUCAUAGGUGGUGUGGAGAGGAUACUCUAAGGGUCUCCUUCCCCCACGUCUUCAGAGUUUCAAACCAGAAGAAACUGAUGGUCCAACAGAUUCGUAAGGAGCAUGAAGGGGGUUAG
This is a messenger RNA of Nicotiana tabacum (common tobacco), 762 nucleotides long. Lineage: Eukaryota; Viridiplantae; Streptophyta; Magnoliopsida; Solanales; Solanaceae. The record is from RefSeq and is a predicted model, not a curated record.